Anguilla rostrata (American eel) is the source of this 3634-nucleotide messenger RNA. It is a transcript of the gene gucy1b2, whose product is annotated as guanylate cyclase 1, soluble, beta 2. The transcript has 15 exons. The record is from RefSeq and is a predicted model, not a curated record. Gene Ontology annotation, cellular component: guanylate cyclase complex, soluble. Gene Ontology annotation, biological process: cGMP biosynthetic process; response to oxygen levels. Gene Ontology annotation, molecular function: guanylate cyclase activity; heme binding. The coding region runs from base 121 to 2271 and encodes 716 amino acids. Lineage: Eukaryota; Metazoa; Chordata; Actinopteri; Anguilliformes; Anguillidae.
AGAGACCCCUGCAAGAUCACAGUUUGCUGUCAGCGGGCUUUGGAAUUAACAGGAACAGGAGAAAAUGGUUCAUUGAGAGAGUGUGAUACAGCCAGGAGCUUACAUAGCAGAGCUGCAGAGAUGUACGGAUUCAUUAACACAUGCCUGAAGUCGCUGGUCAUUGAGAAGUUUGGUGAAGAGACAUGGGAAAAACUGAGGACAUUGGCGAAUGUACAAGACACCUUCAUGACCUAUGAGAUUUAUGAUGAUGUCAUCACACUGAAGCUAGUGCAGGAAGCCUGCAAGAUGCUAGAUGUUUCCUCUGAGGUGGUGCUGAAGCUUUUUGGGGAGUAUUUCUUCAGCUUCUGUAAAAUGUCUGGGUACGACACCAUGCUGCGCACACUGGGGGGGAACCUAGUGGAGUUCAUCGAAAACCUGGAUGCUCUGCACAGCUACCUGGCACUCUCCUAUCAGGAAAUGAAUGCACCAUCCUUCCGGGUGGAGUGGACGAUGGAUGGAAAAAUGCUUCUCCACUACUACUCUGACCGAAGAGGACUGUACCACAUUGUGCCAGGCAUCAUUGAAGCUGUGGCCAAGGACUUCUUUGACAGUGAAGUGACAUUGACCAUUCUCAACCAAUUAGAAGAGGAUGAGCGCACAGGGAAGAAAGAGCAUGUGGUUUUUUUGGUUGUUCAGAAGACCAUAAGGCCAAAAUGGAGAGUGGGGCAGACCGAAGGCGCUAAUGAGUCAGAUGAAGAGCAGGCCAGAGAGGAGAGGGAGGAGAUCUUGAGGAAGAUGAAGGCAAGGUACGAAACCCUCCCCAAUUGUCCCCAGAGAAGAGCACCCUGGGAAAUUUUGCGGAGCAUUGUGAGGUUUGGGCAAGGUAAUUUUAUGACCUCUUUCACCCCAAGUUACCCAGAGAAGCUAUGGAUUGAUGAGCAGGCAUUCUGCAAUGUUUUCCCUUUUCACAUUGUCUUUGAUGAAAAUCUGAAGGUGAAACAGACGGGAGUGAACAUCCAGAAGUUUGUCCCGGGGCUGCAGACUAUGGAUAUCAAGCUGGAUGAGUACUUCAGGAUCGUUCACCCUCAGAUAACCUUCAACAUUGACAGCAUCAGGAAGUUCAUCAACAGCCAGUUUGUGCUGAAGACACGACGUGAGAUGGUCCCACAGUCCUCCCAAAGCAAGUCCUUGCUCAAACUGAGAGGGCAGAUGGUGUGGAUGGAGUCUCUGGGGUGCAUGAUAUAUCUGUGUUCACCCAAACUACGCAGCCUGGAGGAGAUGCAGGAAAGGGGCCUGCACAUUGCGGACAUCGCACAGCAUGACACUACACGUGACCUAAUACUGCUCAACCAGCAGCGUUUGGCAGAGAUUGAGUUGUCCAAUCAGCUAGAGCGCAAGAAGGAGGAGCUAAGAAUUCUCUCCCGCAACUUAGAGGUGGAAAAGAAGAAGACAGAGACAUUGCUCUAUGCCAUGCUCCCUCAUCAUGUGGCCAACCAGCUCAAGGAGGGCAAGAAGGUGGAAUCAGGCGAGUUCAAGGUGUGCACCAUCCUGUUCAGUGAUGUAGUGACCUUCACCAAUAUCUGUGCAGCCUGUGAACCAAUCCAGAUCGUAAACAUGCUCAACUUGAUGUACUCUAAAUUUGACCGGCUGACCAGUGUUCAUGAUGUGUACAAGGUGGAGACUAUUGGAGAUGCCUAUAUGGUGGUGGGUGGGGUGCCCGUUCCGGUGAGCACCCAUGCUGAGCGAGUAGCUAACUUUGCCCUGGGCAUGCGCAUUGCUGCCCGAGAAGUGGCCAGCCCCAUCACUGGGCAACCAAUUCAGAUUAGGGUUGGUCUCCACACUGGGCCGGUGCUGGCAGGGGUCGUGGGGGAGAAGAUGCCACGAUACUGUCUAUUUGGAGACACAGUGAACACAGCGUCCCGCAUGGAGAGUCAUGGAGUCCCAGACCACAUACACCUGAGCCCCACAACAUACAGUGCCCUGGAGGAUAAAGGUUUUGACAUCAGUGCGAGGGGGGAGAUCCAGGUGAAGGGGAAAGGCCUGAUGACCACAUACUUUCUGCUCCAAAACUUGUGUAUCUCUGAAGAACAAAUCAUGGGGAGAUAUGGACAGCCUUGUACCUACAGGGAUAACCAUCAGGAGGACCCAGAGAGCAAAUCAGAUGCCAAGGAGACAGACAGCAGCAGAGAGGAGGGAGCUUUAACAGGGGAGAAGGCCCUGGUCUCGACACCGUCCUUAGAGGCUGACCUCAACCCUGAGGCCAUGAGCUCCAGGCUCUGCAUGCUGCUGUGACAUGCAAACAGCCUACAUUCUGCCAGCGAUGAACCUGCUCCGUUCUUGCCCUGGCAGUAUUUCUAAUAUAACGUGUGCACAUCAUGAAUAGUGAAAGAUGCAUCAUGAGUAGCUGACAAAAUACCUCUAUUUAAAAAUUGUUGAAUGUUAAAAUGUUAAAGAUUGGAAGGUUUUCCACAGCAAUACUUUUUGCACAGAAUGUUUCUUUUUUCUUUUUAAUGAAACAUUACAGGAUUAUAAAUCAAUCCACAGGCACAUUUAACAUAAAAUAUAAGGUUAAUUUUUCUGUGUUUUAAUGCAUUUUUCUUUUCAUUUCUUUACAUCAGUUUACCCUGCUACUAUUACACACACAGUUACAGACAAAUAAAAUAUUCAAGCUCAAGCAAAGGAACCAUGUGUAUGUCAAACAAACAAACAGUAAAAACUGACCAGUAGGGAUAGUGAAUUUAAUUGUCUGAAGUGUAACAUUGCGCUAACAUAAGGCCCCUCAGGAGCAUUGCUCCUUCCACCAGUGUAUCUACCUGACCAUUAAGUCAUCAACUUCCACAACGCUGUUGGCCAUCUGGUGGGCCACCAAGCAGCUCUGUAAAGGUUUCAUCUGCACCUGCUGGCUGUGCCUUUAUGUGCCUUAUGGAUGGGUCCGCCACCUCAUUAUAUCUUCUUAAACAUCUUAUCCUGUCAUCCCCCACCCACCCACAACUCCAGGUUGCUUGCAAGCACUGCACCCUACAUUUAUGUGCUAAUGGUGUCAUGAGAUCCACUGGAUAGAAACGGACUGAUAAUGCUUACACACCAAGGGGAGUCUGUCACCCAUUGGGCCCUGACAAAUCUCCACAGCAGCUAGCUAAAAAUCCCUGCCAUUUCUUUUUUCUUUUGAAAAACUUCCUCACAUUUAAAUGAGAAUACAAGAUUGAAAAUAUUGUAAGCAUGCUUUCUCUGGCAGUUGUUCUGGACUAAUGUUUCCUGAUGCACUGUAGACUUGAGUUGGAAUGAUCUUUUUUUUUACAAGUAUACAUUGUGAUUGUGUGAUUGUAAUGUACCCUUAAUGUAAUGUCUGCUAAAUUAACAUAAUAGUACAUAAAUAACAGUCUUCAUGUAGCAUAUACACCAUAUAUGAAUAUGAUUAAUCUGAGUAGUAUGACCACAAUAAUUGUAAUUAGUGCCUAUGGUUUUCUUGGUUGGUGUCUGUUAUAUCAUCAACGAUACUGCAGUUUUAGUCUUAUCAUCUGCUUUCAGCUUAAUAAUGCAAUCUUUGCAUCUUCUGUUUAGCAUAAUUUCUAAUAAUAAUACCAUAGACUUAGACUUAAGGUGAGGCAAAAUGUAUAUGCACACUUUGUAUUAUUGUACAUUUAGACAUAUAGUU